CGGGCCCCCUUUAUCCCUUUGGGUGCGGGGCCCUAGUGGCCUUUUCGCGGAAUUGCCGCGCCAUAGGGGCUGGGCCGCACUGGGCCUGGGGUCCGCUCGGACCGCCCAAACUGCGCGGUUGCCCGGGAGCUGGCGGAAAGGAGGCGUCGGGGUACCGGCUGCAGCCCUCGCAGCCUGGUUGCGGUCGUCUUCUUAACCCAGGUUCUUUUUUGUCCCUGUUCUGCAGGCUCGCUUCCGGCGUCAUGGCUCAAAGGGCCUUCCCGAAUCCCUAUGCCGAUUAUAACAAAUCCCUGGCCGAAAGCUACUUUGAUCCUGCCGGGAGGCUGACUCCUGAGUUCUCACAAUGCUUGAGCAAUAAGAUUCAGGAGCUUCUUCAGCAAAUGGAGAGAGGCCUGAAGUCAGCAGACCCUCGGGAUGGUACAAACUACACUGGCUGGUCAGGUAUUGCUCUGCUUUACUUACAUCUCCAUGAUGUGUUUGGAGACCCUGCCUACCUGCAAAUGGCACACGGCUAUGUAAAGCAGAGUUUAAACUGUUUGACCAAGCGUUCCAUCACCUUCCUUUGUGGAGAUGCAGGCCCUCUAGCAGUGGCUGCUGUGCUGUAUCACAAGAUGAAGAAUGAGAAGCAGGCAGAAGAUUGCAUCACACGGCUAAUCCACCUAAAUAAGAUUGAUUCCAAUGUUCCAAAUGAAUUGCUCUAUGGACGAAUGGGCUACAUCUAUGCUCUUCUUUUUGUGAAUAAGAACUUCGGAGAGGAAAAGAUUCCUCUAAGCCUUAUUCAACAGAUUUAUGAAACAGUUUUAACCUCUGGAGAAACCCUGGCUAAAAAGAGAAACUUCACAGCAAAGACGCCACUGAUGUAUGAGUGGUACCAGGAGUAUUAUGUGGGGGCUGCUCAUGGCCUGGCAGGAAUUUAUUACUAUCUGAUGCAGCCCAGCCUUCAGGUGAGCCAAGCGAAGUUGCAUGGUUUGGUCAAGCCCAGUGUAGACUAUGUCUGCCAGCUGAAAUUCCCUUCCGGCAAUUACCCGCCAUGUGUGGACGAUACUCGAGAUCUGCUUGUCCAUUGGUGUCACGGUGCCCCUGGAGUAAUCUACAUGCUCAUCCAGGCCUAUAAGGUACUGUGUGUUCAAGAGGAAAGUAUCUCCCAUGAUGCCUAUCAGUGUGCUGAAGUGAUCUGGCAAUACGGGUUGCUGAAGAAGGAUUAUUGGGCUGUGCCACGGUGCUGUGCAGGGAAUGCCUACGCCUUCCUGACAUUGUACAACCUCACCCAGGACAUGAAGUACCUGUACAGGGCUUGUAAGUUUGCUGAAUGGUGUUUAAAUUAUGGAGAACAUGGAUGCAGAACACCGGAUACCCCCUUCUCCCUCUUUGAAGGAAUGGCUGGAACAAUAUAUUUCCUGGCUGACCUGCUAGUCCCUAGGAAAGCCAAGUUCCCAGCAUUUGAACUUUAAAAGGAAAGCAUGCCCCUGCAACUCACUGCAUGACCCUCUCUGCAUAUUCACACCUGGGCUAAAUGCUUUCAUUGCUUUUCAGCAAAACUUAGAAUUAAACUGGGUACUUGAGUGAGUUGAUUUUUUCUCCAA
Molecule: messenger RNA, 1583 nt
Organism: Choloepus didactylus (southern two-toed sloth)
Lineage: Eukaryota; Metazoa; Chordata; Mammalia; Pilosa; Megalonychidae
Gene: LANCL1
Product: LanC like 1
Exons: 9
Coding region: 243-1451 (402 amino acids)
Biological process (GO): peptide modification; carbohydrate metabolic process
Cellular component (GO): plasma membrane
Source: RefSeq, a predicted model, not a curated record